CUCUCCAGUUUGAUGUCGGGGCUAGCAGCCCUGGAUGCCAAGUGUUCCAGCCGCCUGGGCAUCAUGACCGUCUCCUACUACCUGUGGACCACCUUUGUGGCGGUGGUGGUGGGCAUCCUCAUGGUUACCAUCAUCCACCCAGGGGGCGCCGCCCAGAAGGAGGACAAUGAGGACAGCGGCAAGCCAAUCAUGAGCUCCGCUGAUGCCCUGCUCGAUCUAAUUCGCAACAUGUUCCCAGCCAACUUGGUCCAAGCAACUUUCCAACAGUACCGUACCAGGAGUAUCCCCAUCAUUAAGGCCCCCCCACCCACGGUGGCAGCCUCCCUGAUGGAGAGCACCACCCGGAGGGUCUAUAUCUACGGUGUCCAGGACGACAACGGCACAGACAUCCAGAACUUCUCCCUGGACAUGACACCUCCACCCGACAUCCAGAUGCGCACGCUGCCCGGGACCAGCGAUGGCAUGAACGUCCUGGGGAUCGUCAUCUUCUCCGCCACCAUGGGUAUCAUGCUGGGUAGAAUGGGGCCUAAUGGCAGCGCCUUGGUCAACUUCUGUCAGAGUCUGAACGAGGCUGUCCUGAAGAUUGUCGCCAUAGUGAUCUGGUACUUCCCUUUCGGCAUUGUGUUCCUGGUGGCCGGUAAGAUCCUGGAGAUGGACGACCCGUCGGCCAUGGGGAAGAAGCUGGGGUUCUACGCUAUCACCGUGGUGAUGGGGCUGGUGCUACACGGUCUCUUCAUCCUACCGGCCAUGUACUUCUUCAUCACCAAGAAAAGUCCCAUCGUCUACAUCAGGGGCAUCCUGCAGGCCCUGCUCAUCUCCCUGGCAACCUCCUCCAGCUCUGCCACACUGCCUAUCACCUUCAAGUGCCUCCUGGAGAACAACCACAUCGACCGACGCAUCAUCCGCUUCGUACUCCCCGUGGGCGCCACCAUCAACAUGGACGGGACGGCGCUCUAUGAGGCCGUGGCGGCCAUCUUCAUCGCCCAGGUCAACAACUACGAGCUGGACUUUGGCCAGAUCAUCACCAUCAGUAUCACAGCCACAGCUGCCAGUAUUGGUGCAGCUGGAAUUCCGCAGGCCGGACUGGUCACCAUGGUGAUCGUGCUAACCUCAGUGGGCCUGCCCACUGAUGACAUCACACUUAUCAUUGCUGUGGAUUGGGCGUUGUAA
Messenger RNA from Coregonus clupeaformis (lake whitefish), 1170 nucleotides. Its product is annotated as excitatory amino acid transporter 5-like. Gene Ontology annotation, cellular component: plasma membrane. Gene Ontology annotation, biological process: L-glutamate transmembrane transport. Gene Ontology annotation, molecular function: glutamate:sodium symporter activity; neutral L-amino acid transmembrane transporter activity; L-glutamate transmembrane transporter activity. The transcript has 7 exons. The record is from RefSeq and is a predicted model, not a curated record. The annotation marks the transcript as partial. Lineage: Eukaryota; Metazoa; Chordata; Actinopteri; Salmoniformes; Salmonidae.